Messenger RNA from Manduca sexta (tobacco hornworm), 1482 nucleotides. RefSeq lists its product as uncharacterized. Bases 177 to 1148 code for a protein of 323 amino acids. Gene Ontology annotation, molecular function: zinc ion binding; nucleic acid binding. NCBI's taxonomy places the organism in Eukaryota, Metazoa, Arthropoda, Insecta, Lepidoptera, Sphingidae. The transcript is spliced from 2 exons. The record is from RefSeq and is a predicted model, not a curated record.
UGUAUAAAAUACUCGUAUGAAUUAUAACGAGCGGUGGCGGGUAGGUUUAAGAAAUCAGUUCGAAAUACACUUUGUACGCGGACGUUGUGUUUUAUUAAUUCUCCCAGUAAUUCCUAGAAAUACUACAUUGGCGACGAGGAAAAUUCUGGAUAGUGCAGGAAAUAGUAUACAGAACAAUGUCCAUUGGUAAAAUUCGCGAGUUUGACAUUCAGUCGGGUACGUGGUCAUCAUACGUGGAUCGACUCGAGAUGUAUUUUAAGGCAAACGAUAUCAAAGAUGAGUUGAAGCUGCCUACAAUGAUAUCAGCAAUGGGAGAUGAAGCGUACGAACUCUUGGUAAACCUGGCAAGUCCGAAGAAACCGGCGGAACUAACAUUUGAUGGAGCCAGUGACUUGCUGCGUCAACACCUACAGCCAACUCCGUCAGUGCUCGCGGAAAGGUACAGAUUCAGACAGCGGAGACAGCUUCCUGAGGAAAGUAUUGCGGAUUAUGUGGCUGAAUUAAAAAAAUUGGCCAGGAAGUGCGAGUUUAAGGAGGAAUUAAACGGGAAUUUACGGGAUCAGUUUGUUUGCGGACUUAAGGGGGACAUAAUGCGACAACGGUUGUUUGCGGAGGACGGAAAUAUAGAUUUUGUAAGUGCAGUAAGACUAGCGACGUCAUUAGAAGCAGCAGAGCGAGAUGCAGCGGCGGUGGAGGCGGGAAGCGGGUCAGAGGUGUUGGAAAAUGCCAAAGUGCACAAAAUAUCGGCGCAGGUAACGGCCCGGGGACAAAGCGUACGCGGAAGCGGCGGGCGUCACACGCGACCGGGUCGCGGCGGCGCGGUCUGGAAAGGCGCACAUAAGGUUGCGGUGGUGGAAACGCAGCUUCCGAAUCGUGUCAACAACGAUUCCUGCAAGGGCUGUGGGUCGACGAGUCAUCUAUAUGAGGGGUGUAGAUUCCGAUAUUUCGUCUGCAGCAGGUGCAAAAAUGCGGGUCAUCUGCGCCGGAUGUGUCCGAAAGCAGCUCGUGGAUCAGUGCGUGGUGAAUACUAUAGUGAUAGGAAGUUCCACUAUGGGGAGGUCGAUGUUAGCGAUCGAUCAUCGGAGGAGGUGGAGGACGCCAGCAUGGAUUUACAUCACUUAAAUUUGCGGGAUUACAAGGCGGUAUAAGAAUUUGUUCGACGGUAGCCUGGGGAAGUUCACGGGGGGCAAGGCAACGCUACGGGUGCGGGAAGGGGCGGCGCCGGUAUUCCAUCGCGCGCGCCCAUUGCCAUUUGCGCUGCGCGAGCGCGUCGACGCCGAGAUUGACGCGAUGCUUCGCGAUGGAAUAAUUGAACCAGUCGAUUGUUCGGAGUGGGCAUCACCACUAGUCCCCGUAAAUAAGUCGGAUGGGGCACUCAGGGUUUGUGUAGACUAUAAGACUACUGUUAACCCGGUUUUGCUGGUCGACCGGUAUCCGUUACCCAGAAUUGACGAUGUACUGGUAGUAUUAAAUGGCAGUCAG